Molecule: messenger RNA, 990 nt
Organism: Vicia faba (fava bean)
Lineage: Eukaryota; Viridiplantae; Streptophyta; Magnoliopsida; Fabales; Fabaceae
Source: the annotation of a GenBank genome assembly
AUGAAGGAACCCAAAAACACUAAAGAGUUCACUCGCCCUCAAGCAAAAGUAACAGGCCAAACAUCAGAUGUUCCUUUAAAUGCCAAUCAUCUUAAAAUGAUUUUCCUAAUAAAGAUGAAGACUAUAGAAACCCUCAAUGCGUGUGACAAUACACCUAGUGAUAACAACUUUGACAAACUCUUCAGUGUAGAUACUAUUCCAACUAAACUCCUGAAUGAAACUAUUGCUGAAGUUGACCCGGAUGUCAUUUGUAAGAAUGUUGUGUGUGAUAUCAAAAAUAACAUGUCUGAGGUUGUGAUUGAAGAAGGAGAUUCUAGUGAGGAGAAGAUUGAAGCCAGUCAGGAUGAUGGAAAAGAUAAGGUUGUUAGCAACAAUAAGGAUGAAAUUCCUCAAACUCAAACAAAUUUUCCUGAAGACAAUGUUGAUGAGAACGUGCCUAAAAAUGGUACUGAGGAUGCUGAAGAAAGAGAUGAAGGCGAGGAAAAAGACAACCAAGUUGCUUAUGAGGUUGAAGGAAGGAAGGAAGAUACUGAUAAAUUUGUGAAUAAAAAUACCAAUGUCAAUGACAAUUUCAUUGACGAUGUUGGAGAUGUUGUUCAUAUUGUUGUUGAAGUUGAAACCUCUAAAAUGACUCAUAAAAGGUCCAAGAGGUCAGCUGAGAAGAAAAAGUUUGUUUUGAAUCCCAAAAAAUCUACCACCUCCAAGAAGUCAACUAUCUCAAGUAAAAAGAUAAUAAGUUCAAAUAAAAAGACAAAAGGGUUGAAGAAAAAGAAAUCCACUGAAAAGGGGAAUAAGACUACAAUAAAGAAAAAUGAUAAUUUAGAGAAGAAAAGUGUUGUAUUGAAAAGAAAGAAAUUUCCUGAAAAGGAAGUUGAAGAAGUGUUGCCGACAUGUCACAUGCCUGAUGAAAUUAUGGUACCUACUGUUAAAAGAAUUAAGAUAUUAGUAGGAAGAAAGAAGCUACCACAAAAUGUUCAUGUUGUUCCCUAG